GAAAUAGAGAGUACAAUAGAGAAGGCUACAAUCUGAAUGAUUCAGAUAUACAAGAAUAGAUUAACUCAAAGUAAAUAAAGAUUUUCCCAGUAUUGUUUUUAGACAAAACCCAGAUCAACAUCCAUGAUGAAGCAAAGGUCUAAAUUGGAGACAAAGAAAAUGGUGGCUGCAGAGAAGGAUUGCAGCUCUAAAUCCAAGGCCAAGAAAGUUGAUCCGGCUAAUCCAGGAAAAGUGAGCUAUGGACGGAAGAAGACCCUUAUUGAUAGCCUGUAUCAAGAUGAUGAUGCUAAGAAAUCUGUUAUGGAUCGGGCAGAAGAAGUGCUUCGAAGCAUACCAGUGGAAUAUCCUAGAUUUUCAAAACCAAUGCUCCCAUCCAAUGUUUCUUAUAGUUUCUGGAUGAUAUUCCCUUUGGAAUUUUGUAAGUUUCACAUGCCAAAAGAAGAUGUCAGAGUUGUUUUGGUGGAUGACCAUGGAAAACAAAGGGACACAACAUAUCUCACGAAGCGGCAUGGUCUGAGUGCUGGUUGGAGAGGGUUUGCAAUGGAUCAUAGACUAUUGGAAGGAGAUAUUUUAGUAUUUCAUAUGAUCUCGGCUUACACAUUCAAGGUGAAUAUAGUUCGAGUUUAUGGUCUGGAUGUGGCAAAUGCAGCUCUGAUACUUAUGCUUAUUCAGGAUUCUAAAAGCAGAACAUAUAAUAAAGCUAAAGAUAGUAGUACCAGUAGAAAAUCAGAGAAGAGAGUAAAGAAGCUUGGACAGUUUGAAGACCAAUCUGAAUGUGAUGAUUGUAGUGCCGAAGUCCCAGGAGUUGAGAAAUAUAUUACUCCUAAAAAGUCAAAGAAGAGAGUAAAGAAGCUCAGACUCAUCGAAGAUCAUUCUGAAAGACAGGGUGAUGAUUGUAAUGCUGAUGUUCCAGAAGAUGAGGGUUCUGGAAUUACAGAGUACAAACGGUCCGAGGAACUCAAUCAUUGUGGAACUCAUCUGGUGCAAGAUCAUCAUCUUAACAGCAUAGGUUGCAUGUAAGACGAAUAAUUUAGGCCAUCCGUCCAUGUCUUCAGAUAGAGAAAGUGAAUGCCUGGGGAAUUUUUUGCUCUGGUUGAGUCUGGAUAAAAGACCCUCUUAAACUAAGGAGUUUUGCUCUUUGAAUGUUGAAAAGUUCUUUCGAGACCUUGAACUAGACUACUAGAGUGUUAGGUGAAUGUUUAAAAGUUCUUUUGCAGAGUUUAAUUCUCAGGCUGAAUCAGUUGGUUGUGACUAAUACAGGUUUAGUAGUUUUUUAGAUGUACAUCAAUGUUGUUGAGUUGUACUUUUUGUUUGUAGAGAUAAGUCUAGCCAUUAAAUUCUGUUGGUGGGAAUUUUCCAUUCUUAUACUAUUAACAGCAUUUAACAAUGCGGUAGCUUUCGUUGUUUUAAUUUUA
Molecule: messenger RNA, 1415 nt
Organism: Daucus carota subsp. sativus
Lineage: Eukaryota; Viridiplantae; Streptophyta; Magnoliopsida; Apiales; Apiaceae
Product: B3 domain-containing protein Os01g0234100
Exons: 8
Coding region: 124-1020 (298 amino acids)
Molecular function (GO): DNA binding
Source: RefSeq, a predicted model, not a curated record